This is a messenger RNA of Leishmania major strain Friedlin, 1686 nucleotides long. RefSeq lists its product as hypothetical. The coding region runs from base 1 to 1686 and encodes 561 amino acids. The transcript has a single exon. Lineage: Eukaryota; Euglenozoa; Kinetoplastea; Trypanosomatida; Trypanosomatidae. The record is from RefSeq and is a predicted model, not a curated record.
AUGGAGCGGGACAAGCCGCCACCAGCUCUACGCUUUGCUCGUCAGUGGACAUUGCCUUCUAGCUCGGCGGGCGACGCCGGUUUCGCUACCCUUGACUAUCCGUCGCGGCACACAGAGUCACCCUCACCAUUUAGCCGAUCACACGUGCCCCUGACGCCAUCCCCCGACAGGGCCGGGCGGCGACAACCGCUGGAAGGUUCCCUCGCGCCAGGCUCGCCGUCUCCCUUACCACCCUUGGAGCUCUCAGCGCUCACUUCUGGAGGUGCCGCGCGCCACGCCGAUGCCUCACUGGAGCGGACGUCGCUACCUGUGCCAGCAGCUUCGUCGGCAAGCAACGUCGCAGCACGAUGCGUACAGCCGAUGAUGUCAGCCAGUGAUGCGGAUGGCAAGUCGUUCUGGCGGCGCCAAGCGCAGCGCCUCGAGGCGACGUGUACCGCACUGGAGGAGGAGCUCAGAACUGUCUACCGCGUCUUCGGCAAAGAGGCCGAUGGCAUCCCUCGUGUGCUGGAGGCGAGCAGUCAUACCUCUUUGCUGGCGGUCGGAAGCGUCGACCCUACCUAUGAGACGGUGGCGCGGGAGCGCGACAUGGCGCGGCUGGAGCUGGCGCGGGAACGGGAAAAAAAUUUUCUUCUGCGCCACCGCCUGCGGGAGAUGGAUGCGGAGGUGCAUGGACUGCAAAUCCGGCAUGCCCGUGUCGUAGGCCAGCAGCGUGUCGGCGAUGCAUCAAAGCGGGCGUUGCCGUCUUUCGAUUCUGUCUCGAACGUCGGUGUGCGUUCCGCGAAACACCGGCGCGCUUCCACUCGCUGCUGCUCGAGCUCUCGCUCUUCGGCACAAUCCACACGCGAUGUGCGGCGUUCGCCCACCUACUCACACUCUCGCAGCAUCACGCGACCGUACACUUCGUCGUCCGCGAAGCGGGAGGAGUCGCCACGACCAACGCCGGCGCCAGUGUCCACUUGUUCUGCCCACUACAGCGACGACUCAAAGGUGGCCCGGUCUUCGACGGCCUCAACGUCGUCCUCGGCAUGCCGUGAGAGUGGCCGCCGGGCCGCCAACAUGUCUGUGGCAGAUCCAGCAGCUUUCAGAAAACCCCAUGGUCUUAGCACGCACUCGCCUGUGAAACCGAGCCGACAGGCGACAGACGCCUACGAAGCGGAGGCGCGCGACUUGCUCACAUGGCUGCUAAGUGCUCGCCCUUCCUCGUCCUCUCCGAGCCGGCGCCAGUUGUUCCUAUGGCAGAAAGGCGGUGCCGGGUCACGCGGGCCAGAAUCUGUGCGCCACUCUAACCUUGAAAGUCCACCCCGACGCGUGUUCCACAAUGGCUUCUUUAGCGCCGCUGUUGCCAUCAGCGAGGGCGAAGGGGACGGUGGUCGAUGGGCGCGUGGAACGGCACAUGGAGCAGCGAAGGCUCGCCCAGCGAUUCGGGAUAGUCGAUUGCUGACGCCUAUUCCGCCGCAGCAAGAGAGGGGCGCCGCUCAUGACGAAAAAGCAAGGGGCCACCCCACAGGCGCCGUUCGGUCGUUCUGUGCGAUGCCAUUGUGGAUGCGAGCGACACAGAGCGCUGCGGACCCGUCUCGCGACGCGCUCUCCGGCAAAGGGGCUCCUACAGGGCACGCUGGCGAUGGGGAAUGGAUUGCGUGGCAGCCUCACGUGAUAGCACCAAGGCAACAGUCUGGUGAGGCGUAG